AUGGACAUCGACAGCGCUCAACACGUCGUCGAGCAAAUAAACGUCUGCCCGCAUGUCAAGCUUCCUUUUCCAGCGGUGAAAUUGACAUUUUUCAGUGCGACCUUGGAUUGGUCUAAACUACGUUCCUCGUCUCUCUUCAAAGAAACACCCGACUCGAUCAGGGCGGUCAUAAGAGCCGGAAUGGCAAAUAUCGGGUCCGAAAGCAGAUCAAAUAGAGAAAGUGCUGGGAACACAAUCUCUGGAGUCAGUGGCGUCUUGGAAGUGUAUGCGAAAAUGGCAAAGGUGGAGCAUGAAACAAAAAAUGGAACACAGGUCCAAGCAAAAUUGACAACUGCAGACAGUAUUCCGAUCUUGUUCAAAUUGGCAAGCUCCUUGUCGUUUCUGGCCUCAGAUAGACGUUUGAGCAUCGGUUGUUCCCACGCAUACAGUUUGAUGGACUUGACGUUCUGGAACAAUUCGGCAACCAGCGAGGUCCGUGCGUCUUUGAGUGUCAUUUGUUCACGGUGGAACUUUCUCAACGAACGAACCAAGUACGCAUUUAUUGGCAUCAUGAUCACCAUGGUGGCAAUUCCUGCCCAUGUGGCAUUUCCAAGAAGUGCAUGGAGCGAGAUCAGACACAGAACCAGUCUCACUGGUGCGCUGAACAGAGUUUGUACGUACGAAGUCAGAUCUUGCAGUCUGUUGACGUCCACGGCCAUCAGAUUGAUGAUGUCUCCGGUGGAUCUGGUCAUACGACUCUCUGGAGACAGGUUCAUCGACUUCUCGUAG
Messenger RNA from Ogataea philodendri, 768 nucleotides. RefSeq lists its product as uncharacterized. Lineage: Eukaryota; Fungi; Ascomycota; Pichiomycetes; Pichiales; Pichiaceae. The transcript has 3 exons. The coding region runs from base 1 to 768 and encodes 255 amino acids. The record is from RefSeq and is a predicted model, not a curated record.